GCUGACUCGCCAGCAGAUGUCGCUGCGGCGGCGCUCACAUCACAAGUCUAUCCAGCGUGGAGACGCGGGCAGAGAGAAAACAAGGGAGUCAGUCGACAAGUCAGUCUGGGAGACACUGACAGCCAGCGACAUCGACAUCACAAGGCUCCUCCUGCCGUCGCAGCAGUAGCGGUGGCGGCCAGACUGAUACGUACCUUUUAAUCGCAAGAGACCCAGCAGCGGCGCCGAAGCCAAGGAUCUGCAGACAGUUGCUUGCAGACAGCCGUCUGCAAGAAGACCAGAGCCGCGGCCGAAGGAGGCGGGCGGGCAGGCAGGCAGGCAAGCGGGAGACGGCGGCUACAUAACGGAAACGAAUCUCGGAGCUGCGCUCGAACCGACAUGGCCAUGUCGCUGAACCAAGCCUGCCGCAGCCUGGCGCUCUCAACAUGGCUGCUUUCCUUUUGUUUCGUGCAGUUCCUCUGCUUGGACUUCACGGUUGCCGAGAAGGAAGAAUGGUACACGGCCUUUGUAAAUAUCACCUACAUGGACCCCAACACAUCCGAAGUGAGGAGCGAAAGGACGGAGUGUGGCCGCUACGGGGAGCACUCUCUCAAGCAGGACGCCCGGGGGGUUGUGGCCAUGCCCGCGUCUCCCCACGACAGGUUGGCUUGCGACCCCAACACUAAAUUUAGCGUCCCGGCCAGUGCCAGGAGCUGGAUCGCGCUCAUCCCCAAAGGAAACUGCACUUACAGGGACAAGAUCCGACACGCCGCCGCGCACAACGCCUCUGCCGUGGUCAUCUUCAACGUGGGCUCCGGCGUGGCCAACGAGACCAUCACGAUGCCCCACGCAGGUGCUGGAGAUAUUGUGGCAAUCAUGAUUCCUGAGCCCAAAGGGAAAGAGAUUGUAAUGUUACUGGAAAGGAAUGUCACCGUGAUGAUGCACAUCACCAUAGGGACGCGCAACCUUCAAAAAUACGUCAGCCGCACGUCGGUGGUCUUUGUUUCCAUCUCUUUUAUUGUGCUGAUGAUCAUCUCUCUCGCCUGGCUAGUCUUCUACUACAUUCAGAGAUUCAGAUAUGCAAAUGCAAGAGACCGGAAUCAGAGACGUCUUGGAGACGCAGCAAAAAAAGCCAUCAGCAAACUUCAAGUCCGUACAAUAAGGAAGGGAGACAAGGAAACAGAGCCAGAAUUUGAUAACUGUGCAGUGUGCAUUGAAGGCUACAAACCAAACGAUGUUGUGCGAAUUCUGCCAUGUCGGCAUCUUUUCCACAAGAACUGUGUAGAUCCUUGGCUCCAAGACCACCGCACAUGCCCGAUGUGCAAGAUGAACAUUCUGAAAGCAUUAGGAAUCCCGCCAAAUGCUGACUGCACAGAUGACAUCCCCCAAGACUAUGAAGGUUCCAUAGGGGGGCCCUCCACCAAUCAGAUAACAGGCUCGAGCGACUUAACGGUCAAUGAGAGUUCUGUGAUCCUCGAUCCUGCAAUCAGGACAAUUGGGCUUCCUCAGGUCUUCCAGGACGGUGACACGAGCCCUCAGUUGGGUGAAGUCAAUAACAUCACAAAUAAUGACAAUGAUCCAGCAGUGAGCAGCGAUUCGGACACCUCAUUGAUUCUGGCCGUGGAGGUUGGACUUUCUGACAUAGAGCUCUCCACUGAUCAGGACUGUGAAGAGGUGAAAUCCUGAAAUGAUCCCAAAACAGUUUACUUGGCAAUUUUGUUUCGUUUUUUUUUUUGUUUUUUUUCUUGUUUUUAAACAAUAGAUUACUAAAGCGGAACACCACAGAAUAUAAGGGAGCUGCAUUUGGAGAGAGGACGGCCUUGCAAAGCAAUACCAUCUUGGGAGUCUUUGGUCGCAGGCCUUCAUCAUCUGGAGACUUUUGGAUUGUUCUCGUGAACAUCACGCCUUCCUUCCAUCCCAGCUUGUCUCUGUUCAAUCCCGGCUGGCAAAUGUGAACUGAACGGACGAUGGCUUGCGUGUGUUUUUGUUCUGCUCCUCUCUGCGGUCUGAAGCGACACCGUGACCCUCCAGUACAUCCAGCUCUUAAGUGUUCUGUGAGACAAGUGCAAUAUAAACUUUUCUUUCACUCAUCCCAGUCAUCACUGCCAAACCAUUCCGGCGAAUGAAGCUUAACGAGAGGAUGUGUGUGAGUGCGUGCGGGUGCACGUGUUGUUGUUUUUUUUUUUUUUUGUCGUCUCAUAAUGUAUUUUGUUUUUUGGCAAUCACUAGGGCUGCAACUGCUUUGUGCGUUGUGUCAAAAAAAAAAAAAGAACUCGUAUGGACAGACAGACGGCUUCACGCUGGACUUUUGGGCUGUCAUCUUGAAGAACAUUUUCGCCAAGAGUUCCUCAGUGUUGGUUUGCCAAAGUGACAGCACUGGCAUGUAUGUAUACUCACCGAGAGUCAUUUAAUGGGUGGGUUUUUUGAGGUGCUGUGCUCAUUUUUAUGGGUGGUGCUUUAGUGGCAUGCAGGGCUCAUUUAAUUUGUCUCCUACUUGGCAAAACAUCAUGGAAUCUGGGGGUGUUUGAUUAGAGAUGCGUCAAACGUGAUGCCUCAGUAAUUGACCAGACGCACCUUAUUAUCAAACAUUUUUUUGACCUGAACAAAAUCUAAACUACGUUAAGGUGGAAUCAAUCAGAAAUUGUAAUUAUCCCAUUGGACGCUGUUAGCCAAUACACCCCUUUAUGAGGACCUUGAACCCACAGCAGUAGACAGUCGUGUUUUAGAGCCCAGCACCACUCUGUUACUGAGCCGUCCACUGGAUGUAUCUGAUAAUCCCUCGAAUGGGAGGCGGAGUCUAUCUCCGUGACAACGGGAAGAAGUCAGGAAGCCACCUUUAAGGGGAGGCAAUGGUUAACACACACUUGGGGUCCGUUUACAGUGUGUCUCUUUGGACAGUGAGAGGAAGCCGGAAAGAGGAGAUAAUGUGAGGCGUGAGGGCACGGUGCGUAUUUAAUCAUACGGAUGACCCCACCACAGCUAUCGAGCUCUUCAUCAUAAGCCUUAAAAGUUGAAGUUCGCUGUGAAGUCAACCAAGCAGACGUUCUAGAUAAUUCGGAAGCACCUCUUGGAAAGGGCUGUCCAUCCAUGGGAGGGCAGAAUCAAGGUGCCAAACAUUAGUGGAGGUCUAGAGACUCCUUAUUAGCCCUUUGGACUUAAAGAAAGCCUGAACUUUAUAAUUGGUAUGGUUGGAAAAUAAGUUCUAACAUCAUGUUAUGGUGGUGCAACACGGCUCCUUACCAGGCUGGCAAGAAAAUAUU
Messenger RNA from Erpetoichthys calabaricus (reedfish), 3239 nucleotides. It is a transcript of the gene rnf150a, whose product is annotated as ring finger protein 150a. The transcript is spliced from 7 exons. NCBI's taxonomy places the organism in Eukaryota, Metazoa, Chordata, Cladistia, Polypteriformes, Polypteridae. Bases 379 to 1665 code for a protein of 428 amino acids. The record is from RefSeq and is a predicted model, not a curated record.